This is a messenger RNA of Penicillium taxi, 597 nucleotides long. RefSeq lists its product as uncharacterized. Lineage: Eukaryota; Fungi; Ascomycota; Eurotiomycetes; Eurotiales; Aspergillaceae. The transcript has 3 exons. The record is from RefSeq and is a predicted model, not a curated record. The coding region runs from base 1 to 597 and encodes 198 amino acids.
AUGGCUCGCGGUGCUAUUAAAGCCGCCCAGUCAGCAGGGCACGCCAUUGCUGUUCACCAGAAAUAUACUGUCCAAUCCACCGGCAUCUGGGAGCGUAUCCGCCGUCUCCUCGCCGUAGCCCCCGAGCGCUCGAACGGUGUUCCCUUGAACGCUCAGUUCCGUCUUCCUGCCCCGGGAUCCAACCCUCCUCUGGCUUAUGACGAUCCUGUCACCUUCCCCGCCAGUGACAUUGCAGAUAAUCCCUACUGGAAGCGCGAUGUUCGCCGCAACUACCCGCAGCUCAGCACCUUCACGCAGGCCGACUCUGUGAGUCUCCUUACCGUCGGUAGCCAGGCUGCUCCCAAGGAUGAUGUCCUGAAGCUCGGAGAGGCUGGUGCGCAGCAAUUGGUUGAGGUGAAGGCACAUGGUGAAGAGCGCGGCCUGGCUGCGCUCUUUGAACAGGACAAGAAGAGCAUCCAGGGCGUUCUGGGUGCAAAUGGCCUGCCGCCUCUUCCUGGCCACAUGAACAACUCGAAGCCCCAGGAGAAUCACUCUAAGUAUCUCCUAACCGAGGAGCAAUCUUACCCUGAUAAGUACCCCUGCCGCAAUUUUGCUUGA